Messenger RNA from Drosophila ananassae, 4947 nucleotides. RefSeq names its product titin. The record is from RefSeq and is a predicted model, not a curated record. NCBI's taxonomy places the organism in Eukaryota, Metazoa, Arthropoda, Insecta, Diptera, Drosophilidae. The transcript has 4 exons. Bases 13 to 4836 code for a protein of 1607 amino acids.
ACAGGGCGUCUCAUGGACCUGUCGCCAGGCUGUCUGGUAACAACGGGAUCCCCAUGUGUCACCAAACGUCAUCUAGAGUUCCAUUUCCAUUUCCACUUCCGUUUCCCUUUCCGAUUUUCGCCACGAGCCGAGUCAGUUGAUAGUUCGUCUGAAAAACGUGUCCCAGCCGAGAAAAGUUUUGAGUUUCCAAUGGAAUUCCCCCACCGAUUUGCGAAUAAACCCAAUUAUCAGUCGCGUAGCGGCAAUUCGCAAGACGGUGCAUUUCCAGGAAGUGGUAGUGGUAGUGGUGGUGCAAGUGGUGCUAGUGGUGGCUUGAAUACCGGUGGCGGUCUACGCUUUCAGGGCGGCGGUCGCGGUGGACGCCAUCAUCAUAACCAGUCAUCGUGCCCCGGACCGAGGAAUCAGAAUUUUUCCCAUCCCCGUAACUCGCCACGUGCUCCAAGGAACCAUAAUGGUACCUUCAAUAAUAAUAGUAGUGUGAUUCUUGAUACUGUUCAGGAGGAUUCGGUAGAUCCAACACCUCCUGUACCGACUGCUCCACCUCCAUCAGAUCCACCACCACCGCCGCCGCCGCCGCCGCCGGACGAUGCCAGUCCGGAGCAGUCCGAGUCGAACCGAUCGCCUCCUCCGGCGGAUGCUACUUUUGAAGGCACUAUUGGCUUCUACAAUAAUGGUUGCUGGUACAACUCGGAGGUGGGUCAGCUGUCUGCCGAGAAUGACCAAGUGGAGGAUGAAAAGGAGGAGCUGGAUCAGAUGGAGGAAGAGUUUCUGGAGGAAGAGGAGCAGACGGAGAGUGAUCUGGAGACUGAGAACGGGCAGGUUGAAAAUCCCGAUCAGGAACAGCAGCAGAUUAUCGAAAAUUAUGAGAUGGAGCCUCAGGAGGAGGUUCCAUACUAUGAUAUGGAGGAGCCUCAGGAGGAGGUUCCAUACUAUGAUAUGGAGGAGCAAGAGGAGGAAUCGGUCGCUUUGCCGCUUUCCCCGCCGCCAUCGCCACCGAUUUUUCCGCCAGAGCAGUAUAAUGUGAUGGUGCCAGUAGUGGAGGCCCCACCGCCUCCUACACCACCGCCGCCGCCACCACCAGUCCGCCCGGAGCCGCCGCCACGCCCUCCACAGUCACCACCACCGCCGGCACACCACGAACCGGCCGCACGUCCCGUCCAAAUGGUAAUCCCACCUCCGAUCCAGGCUGUGCCCCAGCCAAUACAUCAUCCCACCUAUGUGGCCGUCGCAUCAGGACACCACAUAAUCGCCAUGCCACCGCAGAUCCAGGGCCAGAUCAUGAUGCCACCGAUGCAGGGGCACUACGCCGUCCAGAUGCCGGCCCAGAUUCCCAUGCAGGCUCCGAUGCAGCCACAGAUGCCGGGCCACUACCAGGGCCACUUCCAGAUGCCUGCCCAAAUGCCAGCCCAGAUGACCGCACACAUGCCACAUCAUGCCCAGCCGGCGAUCAUGCAUGCCGUCCACCAUGCUCGCCAGAUUCCGCCGGCGAUCUCGGGUCCGAUCUAUGCCAGUCCUCCUCGCCCGGAGCCGCAAGUGCCACAAGUGGCGCCGUCGCCGUCGCCGCCGCCACCGCCGGUUGUGGAGGUGAAGGUGGCCCCCGGAGUCAGCGUUACCAAGUCCUCCGACAAGCUCACCAUCGACAUCGAGUUCUCCGCCCUGAAGGAAGAGGCCCCGCCACCGCCGCCGCUUCCUCCUCCGCCCGCACGUAACGUCGUGGAGGAGUCCUACUCCAAUAUGUUCAAAAUCAUCGGCCGUCACGUGAUCGUGCGCCGUAAGUCGGUGCUUUCCAGGAACCGCCUGGUCAGGGGCUCCUUGAAGGACAGACAUGACAAGCUGGAGGCCUUCCAGAAGAUGGUGACGCCGCCGUCGCCUGAGGAGGAGUGUAAGGACAUGGAAGCGGAUACUCCACCGAUGGAGGACGACCAAGACCCCUCGAACGAGACGGAUCUAGAGCAGCCUCCAUUGCCGGCUGAGGAGCAGAUCCAGCCACCAGUUGCUUCUCCUGAUGUGGAACCAGUUCCACCGCCCAUUCCGGCUCCUGUGCCGGACGAAGUCCCUCCACCGAAACAAGUUGAAGUCAAAGAGACCCUCAAGGUGGUCCAGAUUCCGCAUUCCGAGGUGAAGAUCCUUCAGAGGGUGGUCAAGCCGCAGGAAGUGAAGCCCACUCCCCUGGAGCUGGACCAUAAGAGUAUCCAGACCGAUGUUAUAGCCAUUCCGAAGUCGAUUCCGGCUAAGCCUCCGGCUCCUCCCAGAGGCAAGGCCACUGUCCAGCAGGAUUGCAAGGCCCUGCAGACUGAUCCUCCGGUGGUGAAGAUUCUGACCCGGAAGCAUCUGGCGGAGGACAAGCAGGUUACGGCGCACAUUAAGCCGGAGAUGCGGCAGGUCACGGCCAUCCUGAAGGCGGAAGUGCGGCAGGUCACGGCCAUCCUGAAGCCGGAAGAGCGGCAGGUCACGGCCAUCCUAAAGCCGGAAACGAAAGCGCCGACGAACAUGAAGCCCGAACCAAAGCCGGAGGUCAAGCCGGUUGCUCCUCCAAAGUAUAAGGAAGCAAAACCCACCCAUCUAGAGCAGAAAAAAGACGUAUCCACUGGGACUCCCCCAUCCAAAGCUUCGUCUAAUCCUCCGAAAAGCAGCAAGACGCCGGAGAGCCCAGUGGUGAACAUCAGCUACUGGCCGCCUCUGGGAACUCGCCAGUCCGCCAAGUCCCUGCCGAAGCCACCGAACUCGUCGGGACGCAACGGACCCCGGCAGUACUACGGCGAUCGCAGUCCUAUGAAGAGCCGUCGUCGCUCCACCGACUCCUACUUCCUGGAAACCAUCAUCAACGAAAACCUGGUGACUUCCAAGCGGGUUGUCCUCCGCGAAGCCAACUCCAACCUGGUCCAGUCCACGCGCAUCUUCCGGAAUCAGGGUCCACCCGAAAGGGAACUUAAGGUGACGCCUCCUGCCGGCAGGAACGGCCGUGAAUCCCCCCAGAAGCCCGUGGAGAAGUCACCAGUGCCUCCGUCACAGAACAAUGUGCUGCCCAAGAUGCAGGGACAACCGAAAGCCCAGACCAACGCAUCACCUCAGAGCAGUCUUCCGCCGAAGGCCCAGAACAGUGGCCAGCACUCAAGCGCUGCCAGGAAUCAUCCCACAUCGCAUCAUCAUCCUCCAGGCCAGGGCCACCACCACAAUCAUAAUGCCCAAGGUAGGGCUCCUACUGGCUCGCAUCUUCUGCCCAAACCCCAUGGCAGAUCCCCUCCAUCCCAGGCCCAGACUGUGGUCUCCAACAUGUUCGAUUUGCUCGAGGAAUCCGAUACCCUGUCCUCCGAGCUGGAGGAGGUGAGUGCCCCGGACGAGGCCAACAAGGAGAACAAUCCGGGCGGUCCUAAGGGCCCUGCCAAGUCCAAGAAGCAGAAGAGACGCCUCAAGAAGGAGCAGCGGGCCCAAAAGAAGUCCACCAUGAAGGCCAAGAAGCGGGCCGCCAAGGAGGCCAAGCAACUAAGGGAGGCUCAAGAAGCUAUCGAGGCCAUGGAGGCUCUAGAGGCGAUUGAAGCCAUGGAGGCUUUGGAGGCGAUGGAGGCCCUCAAGGCGAUGAGGGCCAUGAACGCCCGGGAGGCGGAUGAGGAGAGGGAGGAGCGAGAGGAGAGGGAGGGGCGAGAGGAGAGGGAGCGAGAUGUGGCUCUGGUGGAGGCGGCCCGGGUGGAAAGAGAGGCCCAGAUGGCCAGGGAUGCCCAGCAGGCCAUUGAUGUCGCCGAAGAGGCCGAUGCUGCUAUACGGGCCUUGGAGGCAUUCGACAUCGACGAUGAAGGUGGGUACGACGACCGAGUUGAGGGCGCCCAUGGAGGCCAGGAUUACCCAGUCCAGGGACAGAACUACGGACCAAUUCCACCACCUCCGCCUCCGCCACCACCGCUAUCGCUGCCCCACGAUGAUCCUCCUCGGGCGAACUAUACCUCGGGCAUUGUUCCGAACCAACUGGUUCCGGAGAACUGGCUCUUCAACGACCUUAUCGAGAACGUUAGCGCCCCCGGCCGGGUCAUCGUCAUCGAGGAGAUCCCGCCCGAACAGCGAGCACUCCAGUCGACCGAACCUGAAGAGGGGGCAUCCGAGCCGAUCGGGCUGCCGAUUCCGGUCGAGUUCCAGGUGCCAGUGCCGGGUAACGUGCCGGUGUCUGUGUCCGUGUCGGUUCCUAUGGACUUUGGCCACUUGAACCACCCACAGGGCGGGGUGCCUCUGGGAGCUUACGACAUUGACGAGCGGGAUCCGGCCUUCCAGGAGCAGGUGCAGCAGCAGCGAGCGCAGGCGUGGCUUGAGCCGGACCAUGAGCCGGAGUGGAUUGUGCCGGACGAGGUGCCUGAUCGCGACCCGGAUCUGAUUCUGCCGCAUCACGUGCCGCACUACGAGCCGGAGAUGAUUGUGCCGGACCGGGAUCCGGAUCCGUAUGAGUACGUGCCGCAGCGGCUGGAGCAAGGAAGUGAUGGAGAGGAAGCUGGAGACGACAUCGUUGAACUCCCAUUGCCCAGAUUCCCAUCGGAGGGCGAUGUGGCAGCCGGAGGCUCGGCCGAAGAUCCAGUAGGAAGUUCCAUCGAAGACGGUGAAGAGGUCGGCGACGAAGUGGCCUCUGGGAUGGAUGGCGGGAACGGGGCAGCUGGCGGCGGUCCCGGGUGGAGCCGAUUCCUCUCCGCGGUGACGGUGGCCGUGCGGGACACUCCGUCGCGCCACGGCCGACCGGGCCUGAAGCAGGCCAUGGCAUCCUCGAAGCGGGAGCUCUGGGAGAAGCGCAAGGCCCGCGCCAAUCUCCGCUCCAAGUCCGACAAGGACAAGGGAGGAGGACCCCAGCCCAAAAAAUAAUUCAAAUCAUUUACUAAUCUUCACUAAUUUCAUGCUCGCAUUUUAUACUUACAACUUUAUUAAAUACUAAUCUUAACCCAUUAUUUUAACAAAUGUUUUUAUUUUAUUUUU